AUGAGCCCUGCUUUCUCCAUGUACCAACCCUACCGUGUCGGAUCAAGUACUGCCUUGGACAAGACUUUCACUGCUGAGAGUGAUGGCAACAAAUAUCCAGAGACAAAACGACCGAGGCGAUCGAUACAAGAUCCUAUCGAGGACGAUGCGCAAGAGAGAAUGGCUGAAUAUCACGUGCAGGAAGAUCGAUGUUAUCGAACCCAACCUGCUCCUCUGUGGUCCGCGUCUCGAGUAAGAGGACUUGAGGCUCAUUCAUAUACGGAUGGCAUUCUUAGAAUGUUAGUUGAUGAGAAUGAGAGCGAACUUGUCAACAAUAAGAAUAGUCUGAGGGAGCAAGAUAGAGAAAAGCAGGGGAGUGUGCGACUUCCGAAAAGCGCUGCUGGGAAUGAAGCAUCCAGGAUGAACUCCAAAUUCUUCGCCAACAUGUCGCACGAACUUCGGACGCCUGUCGCUGGAAUGAUUGGUAUGGUUGAGCUUCUAAUGGAAACGAACCUAGACGCUGAACAAAAAGAGUGUGUAGAGAACAUCCAGCAAUCAGCGAGCGAGCUGUUGACGGUGAUCAACGACAUUCUGGAUUUCACAACACUGGGUUCUGGGAGAUUUGGGGUGGAUUCAGUGAGUUUCAGUCUUCUUGGCCUGCUGGAGGAUGUCAACCAGAGAAUGUCCCGUGCAGCACAAAAGAAGAAUGUCGCAUACGAAAGCCUCAUUCAGCCAGAACUGGAACGGGACUUCAGUGUUAUCGGAACCCCUGACAGACUUCGGCAAGUUCUGAUCAAUGUUAUCGAUAACAGUGUCAAGUUUACCUCCGAAGGCACUAUUAGGCUUUAUGCGUCGGUGGCGAAUGAGAACGAGGAGAGGAUCUCUGUUCGAUUCGUUGUGGAAGAUACUGGGAUCGGGAUCGGAACGGAGAUACAAGAGCGAAUUUUUCAGCCGUUUUGUCAGGUUGACUCAUCUACAACUCGUCCGUUUGGGGGGAUAGGCCUUGGAUUGCCGAUCACUAAGACUCUUGUUGAGCUUAUGCGCGGGCAGAUCACUUUGAGAUCAGAGCUUGGCUACGGGACCCUUGUCGAUUUCUGGAUUCCCUUCGGCAAGUGCUCAAAUGGUAAAGAUGAAUCGCCAUUGGCAAAGCUUGCUUCAGCGUCAUAUCCUCUGCGAUCAGAUGUGUCGGUAGCACGCAGAAGCCUUGAAUAUUACAACAACCCCACUCUGGCUUCCGACUUGUUCAAUCAUACUGUCCAGAAACUCCAUGGCUGGGAGGAUCUGUCAAUAACUUCUUCUGGUCACGAUGAUUUGUCUGCUCAUUUGCCAAAUCUAUCCAAGGAAAAGAGGGGGGGAAUUCAUAUCCUGGUUGUCGAAGACAAGUAA
Alternaria atra is the source of this 1365-nucleotide messenger RNA. RefSeq lists its product as uncharacterized. Gene Ontology annotation, molecular function: phosphorelay sensor kinase activity. The transcript is spliced from 2 exons. Lineage: Eukaryota; Fungi; Ascomycota; Dothideomycetes; Pleosporales; Pleosporaceae. The record is from RefSeq and is a predicted model, not a curated record. Bases 1 to 1365 code for a protein of 454 amino acids. Gene Ontology annotation, biological process: phosphorylation; signal transduction.